Molecule: messenger RNA, 762 nt
Organism: Brassica rapa (field mustard)
Lineage: Eukaryota; Viridiplantae; Streptophyta; Magnoliopsida; Brassicales; Brassicaceae
Biological process (GO): telomere maintenance via telomerase; meiotic cell cycle; double-strand break repair via homologous recombination
Cellular component (GO): DNA replication factor A complex
Molecular function (GO): single-stranded telomeric DNA binding; damaged DNA binding
Source: RefSeq, a predicted model, not a curated record
AUGGGUACCCUUGCCCUCAGCUCAAUGUCAUCCUCACGGGUUUUCAUGGACUAUGAUGUCCAACCAACCAUUGAUUACUUCAACUGGAUGGGUUCUAAACCAGAGAUUCAGGAGCUGGUUAAUGCGGAGGUGGUAACUAAGGCUGAGACAAUGACUAUUGCAGAAAUAUAUGCCUACAUAAAGCAGGAAUCUGCGAAGUGCAUAGCCACGAUUGAUGAUGUUGUACGUGACUCUGCUUGGUAUUAUAUUGCCUGCAGUGGCUGCCAUACUAAGGCCAUCAAAGGUCCUACUUCUUUGAUGUGUCCUAAAUGUGGCAACGAUAACGUAGCCGGUGUUCCACAGUACCGUGCGAAGAUCUCCGUGUACGACAAUAACGAGCAGGCUGUUUUCGUCCUACUUGGUGAGGCUGGUCGUGAGUUGUCUGGGAAACAUGCAGCAGAAGUAGUUGACAGCUACUUUGAGGCUAAUCAAAACCUUGGAGCUGACCAUCAGAUACCUGUCCCUGAAGCUUUAAUCAACACUAUUGGUCAAACACAUAAAUUCAGUGUCAAGGUAUCGGACCACAACUUAACAGGGAAGACACAGACUAUAAAUGUCACAAAGAUUCUCUCUCCAGCAGUUCUGCCAGCUGGAACAGCUUCAGUCGAAAACCAUGUUGCUCUAACAUCCGAAGCAGCUGGAGAUCAUGCAAGCGAGGGGAAUAAAAGUACCUGUCACAGUGAAGAACCAAAGAAAGCAAAGUGUCCAAAACAAGACAAUUAG